GAAGACCCUGAUAGAAGACCCUGUCGAGCAGCCAAUCGCGAGGCGGCAUCGUGCGGCGGCGACUAUCCGCACUCUCAGUCUCGAGCCCGAGUCGCAAAGUUAUCGUUCCUCUCUCUUUCGGCCCUCGUCGCGCCAGCGAGCCCAAAAUUCUUUCCGAGUGUUCGAGGCAGAGCGGCAGCAUCAGGAACCAGUGAUCGCCGAUCCUUUCAUCACAGGAUCGUCCGCUGUUGUGUCGAAUUCGCGUUGCACGCGUCGUCAUAUCGGAAAAAUAACGCGCGCGCGCGCUUAAAAUAAACGGCGUUCGCCGGAGAGACUCACGUACGGCCACACUCGCCCACACCACAUCGCACCGGAUCGGACCGGAGAGGAGGGCGAGAGCCUGCUGUAUCGCGUGCGAUUCGCUUGGAGACGGUGUCAACGUAGAAAAGAAUAAACAAGAUGUCGGACCGAAAGGCAGUAAUCAAGAAUGCUGACAUGUCAGAGGAGAUGCAGCAAGAUGCUGUCGAUUGUGCUACUCAAGCCCUCGAAAAAUAUAAUAUUGAAAAGGACAUUGCAGCAUUUAUCAAGAAAGAAUUCGAUAAAAAGUACAACCCAACGUGGCAUUGCAUUGUAGGACGUAAUUUCGGUAGCUAUGUGACGCACGAAACAAGACAUUUUAUCUAUUUCUACCUUGGUCAGGUAGCCAUUCUUCUCUUUAAGAGCGGAUAAACUCGUUUCGCUAUCCUCCUAAAUUCCAUCCUUUUUCCUUCCUCCCUUCCUCCCUUCACUCACUAUGCAAAAUACAUACAUUUAAAAUCACCGCCAUGUGUAAAAGAAAGUUCAUUACUCAUUACGUAUACAUUGAAAAAUUUGUUUUAAAAAGCAACACAUGCUCCUGAUAAGCAAGUGAAGAGAAAUAUCAACGUUUCUUGAUAUAUGUUUCUUGAUUGUCGUUAUGUAAGUGGGAGGAUAAUCCGGAAAAAAAUUCUAAGGAGACAGUCGAAGGAUAGGGAGAUAAACUGGAAAAAGAAAGAAGAAAAGAAUGACAUACAACUUUACAUGUUGAAAUGUAUUUUGUAUGCCAAGAAGUUUGUUGUGUUCUUGUUUUAUAUUAUUAGGUAAAUAUACAGAAUACGGUUGAGUUCAAUACUGGCGAUUUUAACUUAGUAAAUUUUAGCGUAAUUGUUUAACAUGUAUAGUGUUCAAGCAACACUCUAAAUGCAUUACAUAUUUCGCGUUGAGUGGGUUCGCAUCAAGCGUACUCUGCUUGAGUCUAUAUAAAAUUGAAAAUACAUGGUAUCCGUUAAAUAAUCGCCAAUACUGAAUGUAAAACCAAAUGAGAUUGAUUGCCCCUGCAAUUAUGUUAUUUUAUAUCGAUUGGUAACUGUUGUCGUCUCUUACGUACUGCGUACCGAUUAAUUUGAUUUUGUACUCGCUAUGCAACUGCGAUUGACAUUUUUGGUUAGUUUAAGAAUUGUCAAAAUGUUUGAAUGGAAAAGGAAAAAAAGGAGCUCAAUCUCUCGACGUAUGGUGAUCAUCACUGUGCAUCUAAUCUAAACCGAUAACUUUAUUUCGAUCGGAUAUAAAACUAACAUGCUAUUGAAUAA
Molecule: messenger RNA, 1586 nt
Organism: Pogonomyrmex barbatus (red harvester ant)
Lineage: Eukaryota; Metazoa; Arthropoda; Insecta; Hymenoptera; Formicidae
Product: dynein light chain 2, cytoplasmic
Biological process (GO): microtubule-based process
Cellular component (GO): cytoplasmic dynein complex
Molecular function (GO): dynein intermediate chain binding
Source: RefSeq, a predicted model, not a curated record